UCUGCGCUCGGCCGGGCUGGGCGCGCAACGUCUGGGAGGAGUAGGCAGGAUGGAGUCGUUUUUUACUGAGGGGGCCCGUGUUUGGGUCAAAGAGAAGGAACAGCUGCUUCCAGCCAUCGUUAACUCCUGUGGAGAUGGAACUCUGGUGGUCACAACUGACUAUGGAGAGGUGCUGUACCUUCAGCAGGCCGAGGUCACCAGGGAAAGAGUGUGCGCUAUGCACCAGUCCAGUAUUGACGGGGUGGAAGACAUGUCAGCACUGGCCGAGCUGCAUGAGGCUGCUAUUAUGCACAACCUGUACCAGCGUUACCAGAAGGAUAACAUCUACACAAAUAUCGGCAGCAUCCUGGCAGCAGUCAACCCAUACAAGCAGAUCCCAGGUCUGUAUGACCUAGAGAGGGUGGAACUGUACUCCAAACAUCAUCUGGGAGAACUGCCUCCACACAUUUUUGCUAUAGCCAACGAGUGCUACCGCUGCAUCUGGAAACGCCAUGACAGUCAAUGUGUCCUCAUCAGUGGUGAAUCAGGGGCAGGGAAGACGGAGAGUACUAAACUGCUGCUCCAGUUUCUGUCUGUAAUGAGCCAAAACUCAGCCGGGACUCCUCCAUCAGAGAAAACCACAAGAGUGGAGCAGGCCAUCGUGCAGAGCAGUCCAAUCAUGGAGGCGUUUGGUAAUGCCAAAACUGUUUACAACAACAACUCCAGUCGUUUUGGGAAGUUCAUCCAGCUUCACUUUUCUGAGAGCGGCAACAUCCAAGGAGGCUGUGUCAUUGAUUACUUACUGGAAAAGAACCGUGUGGUGCGACAAAACCCCGGGGAGCGAAACUACCAUAUCUUCUACGCACUACUGGCAGGAGCCAAUAAAGAGCAUAAAAGUCUUUAUUUCCUGGAGGAUCCAGCUGAAUCUUUUCACUACCUCAGCCAGUCAGGAUGCCUGAAGGACAAGAGCCUGAAUGACAAGGAACUAUAUAACAGUGUUAUGGAGGCACUGAAGGUUUUAGAGUUUACAGAAGAGGAGAUCAGAGACAUGUUUAAGCUGCUGUCUGGAGUCUUACAACUUGGCAACACAGAGUUCAUGACCGCAGGAGGAGCGCAGAUCACCACUAAACAAAUGGUCAGUAAUGCUAGUGAGCUGUUGGGUCUGGAUGCCUUCCAGCUGUCUGAAGUCUUGACUCAGCGCUCUAUAAUCCUCAGAGGAGAAGAAAUCUGUUCCCCUCUUACUAUUGAGCAGGCCAUCGAUUCCCGAGACUCUGUAGCCAUGGCGUUAUAUUCUCAGUGUUUUUCCUGGAUCAUCCUCAAGAUUAAUCAGAAGAUCAAAGGGAAAGAAAACUUCAAAUCUAUCGGCAUUCUUGAUAUAUUCGGCUUUGAGAACUUUGAGGUGAACCGGUUCGAGCAGUUUAACAUAAACUAUGCCAAUGAGAAGCUUCAAGAGUAUUUCAACAAGCACAUAUUUUCCUUGGAGCAGCUGGAGUACAACAGGGAAGGUGUUCAGUGGCAUGCUAUUGACUGGAUGGAUAAUGCAGAAUGUCUUGACCUCAUAGAGAAGAAACUGGGCUUGUUGGCACUAGUGAAUGAAGAGAGCCGGUUCCCUAAAGGAACAGACUUCACUCUGCUGGAGAAGUUGCACAGCAGACACUCUACAAACCCUUACUAUGUGAAGCCCAGGCUUGCAGAUCAUCAGUUUGGUAUUAAACAUUAUGCUGGAGAGGUUCUGUAUGAUGUCAAAGGAAUCCUGGAGAAAAACAGAGACACUUUCAGAGACGACAUCCUGAACAUGCUGAAGGACAGCCGACUGGACUUCAUCUAUGACUUGUUUGAGAAGGUUGGCAGCAGGAACAACGAGGAAAAGAUGGGAACAGCAAGACGCAAACCCACAGUGAGCUCCCAGUUCAGGGACUCGCUUCAUGCUCUCAUGGCCACUCUUAGUGCAUCUAAUCCAUUUUUCAUUCGCUGUAUUAAACCCAACAUGGAAAAGAAUCCAAAUGUGUUUGACCCAGAGGUUGUCCUGAACCAGCUGAGAUAUUCUGGGAUGUUGGAGACUGUGAAGAUCCGUCGUGCUGGAUUUCCUGUUCGCAGAACAUUCAAAGAUUUCUUCUCACGGUAUAAGAUUGUUCUCAAAGACAAAGUGCCAGCAGCUGGAGAUGAUAAGAAAAGAAGUACAGAUCUUUUAACAAAGUAUGAUAAGACCAAGAAAGAGUGGCAGUUGGGCAAGACCAAGGUGUUCAUGAAGGAGUCUUUGGAGCAUCGUUUAGAGAAGGACAGGGAUGAAAUCCGUCGCCAAGCUGCCAUGAUAAUCCGAGCCCACCUACUUACUUUCUCUGCAAAAAAACAUUUCAAACGAGUGCGCAUCAGCAUCCUCACCCUCCAGAAACAUCUCCGAAGGCACAUCCAACGCAGACAGUUCCUUAAGCAACGCAGAGCAGUACUGGUGUUGCAGAAACACAGGCGAGGUCAGGUGGCGCGUACUCGUGUUCGAAAACUCAAAGAAGAAAAGAAGAAGAAGGAGGAGGAGCAACGCAAGAAAGAGGAGGAAGAGAAGGAAAAGAUAGGUGAUGGGGAGCAGGAAAAAGAGAGUGAAGAAACAGAGAAGACAGCAAAAUCAUUAGAGGAAGAAGCCCGUCAAAUGGAGGAAAUACUGCAGCUUGAGAAAGAGAUUGAACGAUUGCAGAAGAAGCGAGAGGAUGAAGUGUCACAGCUCUGCGAGUCCUCCAAGCAGGAGUUGCAGCUACGCCGGGAUGCAGAACUCAAACGGAUGAAAAAGGAGGCAUCUCGGAAAGCCACAGGGCUCAUUGACCUUCUGAACUUUGGAGGCGUGGAUCCAUCUCUGGGAGCAGUCUGCGCUAAGCCUGCUGCAGAGGCCAAAACCCCAAAAGAGGCAAACACCAGCAGAGGUGCAUCUAAAGAAGAGGAUGUCGAUGAAGGUUUCCACGCUGAGGAGGAGUGCAUUCCUCUGCCAGACUUCCCUCCACCUGCUGAGUCAGACGCUCCUAUGGAUCAGGAGAUAUUUGCUCACCUCCCUCCUCCCCCGCCUGCUUUUGCAGAGGGAACAGUGCCCCCUGGACCACCUCCACCACUUUUUACAGAUGGCACGGCUAUCGGUGGAAUUCCUCCUCCUCCUCCUCUUCCUCCACCAGGAGACUGUGCGGCUGUCCCUCCUCCUCCACCACCACCUCCUCCAGGGGAGGGGGUUAAGAACGAGGGAGCAAAGACAGAGUCGGAGAGGAAGGUGAGCAUGGUGGAGAGCUUAGUGGAUGGUGAGGAGCCCAUCUACAGCAUGCCGGCCGAUACGGAGUCAGACUACGACCAGGAGGAAGAGGAAGGGUCUGUCACUGCUGGAGACGACAGUUCUGUAUCUGGAAGCAACCGGGGGAGCACCGCCGUGACAGAUGAGGAGCACCCGAGGAAGUCGACCUGCACCAAUGCCAGCAUUGAGUCCUACAGAGGCAGCUCUGACUCUUAUGCGGACAGUGAUGACGAACAUGAUGGGAUGAUGGACACUGAUGAAGAGGUGACAAAUGGUAGAGUAACUUUGCUUAAUGGAAAUGGACCGCCCUAUUUCCACGGUUACCUCUACAUGAAAGCUGGUUUGAUGAUCCCAUGGAGAAGGCGCUGGUGUGUACUAAAGGAUGAGACUUUCAUGUGGUUCCGGUCCAAACAAGAGUCCCUGAAGUCUGGCUGGCUCUACAAGAAAGGAGGAGGCCUUUCCACUCUCUCGCGGAGGAACUGGAAGAUGCGCUGGUUUGUACUUAGAGACAGCAAGCUGAUGUACUAUGACAACGACAGUGAAGAGAAACUGAAGGGAACCAUCGACAUCCGAGCAGCCAAGGAGAUUGUAGAUAAUCAUGAAAAGGAAAACGCUUUGAAUAUUGUGACAGAUGAGAGGACAUACCAAGUGUUUGCAGAGUCGCCAGAAGAUGCAAGUGGGUGGUUCAAUGUGCUGAGUAAAGUGAGAGUGUGCACUCCGGAGCAGCUGCUGGAGAUGUCCCAUGAGCAAGCCAACCCGAAAAAUGCUGUGGGAACUCUUGAUGUGGGACUGAUUGACUCUGUUUGUGCAUCAGACAACCCUGAUCGGCCAAAUUCUUUUGUCAUCAUCACGGCCAACCGUGUAAUCCACUGCAACAGUGACACACCAGAGGAAAUGCAUCACUGGAUCAGUUUGCUGCAGAAACCUAAAGGAGACGCCAGGAUAGAUGGACAAGAAUUCCUUGUCAGAGGCUGGCUCCAAAAGGAGAUGAAGACAAACGCUAAGAGCACAUCUCUGAAGCUAAAGAAACGCUGGUUUGUUUUGACACACAACUCUUUGGAUUACUACAAGAGCUCAGAGCGAAACUCCUCCAAGAUGGGAACUCUGGUCCUAAACUCCCUCUGCUCUGUCAUUCAGCCGGAUGAACGAGUGCACAGAGAAACAGGUUACUGGAACAUCAUAGUGUAUGGGAGGAAGCAUUCCUACCGCCUUUAUACUAAGAUGCUGAAUGAGGCCAUGAGGUGGACAGCUGCCAUACAGGGAGUCAUAGACAGCAAGACCCCAAUAGAAACCCCAACGCUGCAGCUCAUCAGAGACAUCAAGGAGAACAGUGUGAACCCUGAAAUAGUGGAGCAGAUGUACAGGAGGAACCCCAUCCUCAGAUAUACUCAGCAUCCUCUGCACUCCCCCUUGCUGCCGCUUCCUUACGGAGAGGUCACCAGCUUACACAGGCAGCAGGGUUAUGCCAGCCUGCAGGAUGAGGCAGUGCGAGUUUUUAACUCUCUGCAGGAGAUGGAGACACUGGCAGACACAGUGCCCAUCAUUCAGGGCAUCCUGCAGACCUGCCAGGAUCUGCGCCCUCUCAGGGAUGAGGUAUAUUGUCAGGUGAUCAAGCAGACCAAUCACGUGCCUCAGCCUAACAGCCCAGCCAACCGGGCACACUGGCACCUGCUCACCUGCAUGAGCUGCACCUUCCUACCCAGCCGAGCCAUUCUCAGAUACCUCCGCUUCCACCUCAAGAGGGUGCGAGAGCGCCAUCCCGGCACAGAAAUCGAACGUUACGCCACUUUUAUUGGGGAAUCCCUGAAGAAGACCAAGACUCGUGAGUUUGUUCCCUCUCAGGAGGAGAUUGCUGCUCUGCUGGUGAGACAGGAGAUGAGCACCACCGUGUACUGCCAUGGAGGAGGCUCGUGCAAGAUCUCCAUCAACUCACACACCACAGCUGGAGAGGUUGUUGAGAAGCUAAUCAGAGGUCUGGCCAUGGAGGACAGCAAGAACUUGUUUUCUCUGUUUGAACACAACUCCUUCACAGACCGAGCCCUGGAGAGCAGGGUGAUUGUUGCCGAUGUUCUAGCCAAGUUUGAGAGACUGGCUGGCAGUGAAGAAGAGGAAGAGGAGGGAGAGUGGAAACUGUACUUCAAAUUGUACUGCUUCUUGGAUGUAGAGAGCAUGCCCAAAGAGGGGGUGGAGUUUGCAUUUAUGUUUGAGCAGGCCCACGAGUCUUUGAUAAGUGGUCACUUUCCAGCCUCAGAGGAGACUUUGCAGCACCUGGCAGCUUUACGUCUCCAGUAUCUCCAUGGUGAUGGGGCAGGUCGAGCUGGAUGGAGCUUGGGAAGCGUUUAUCCCAUCGGACGUCUUCGCAAUCGCAUCCUGCACUCCACUAAGCCGGGCGUGAUCGCGGCAGGUGGAGCUGGAGGAAGAGGAAGUGGAAUAUCAGGGGAUGGAAUAAGCAUGAUGGGAGGACAGGGAUCUAUCGGGGUUGGCACAGAGAAACGAAAGACUCCAAGCUUUCUGGAUGGCACCCUCAGGAGAAGCUUUAAAACUGGCUCUCUGAAGAAGCAAAAGGUGGAGGAGGAGCAGAUGCUGGAGAUGUGGGUGAAAGAGGAGACGUCUGCCACACGCACAAGCGUACUGGAGAAGUGGACCCGUCUGCAGGGAAUGCCUCAGCACCAAGCUAUGCUUAAAUAUAUGAGCCUCAUUAAGGAGUGGCCUGGAUAUGGAUCUACUCUUUUUGAUGUGGAGUGUAAAGAGGGCGGUUUUCCUCAUGAUCUGUGGCUGAGUGUGAGUGCUGACAACGUGUCUGUUUAUAAACGAGGUGAACCCAAACCUUUGGAAACCUUCCAGUACGAACACAUCACCUUCUUUGGAGCUUCGCAGCCCUGCACCUAUAAGAUUAUCGUGGAUGAGAGGGAGAUGUUCUUUGAGACUCCGCAGGUUGGAGAAAUCACCAAGAUCAUGAGAGCCUACAUUAACAUGAUGGUAAAGAAACGUUGCAGCAUCAUGUCUGUGUCAAGUGUGUCCAGUUCAUGGGCCAGGUGAUCGCCACCAACCAAUUAUAGCCCUCGCUUCAUGCAUCAGCGGAAACAGACGCCUUGACUAGCCGUAUCGGUUGGUUGGAAUAAUGAAGGCAGUUGCAUCAACCAGCUAAUCUCCAAGUAGAAUAAACAGCAGUGGAUGAGCAUCAAUGGGGAGAAAUGGAUACAGAAGCCAAACUCAUACUCUUCUGGUCUGGGUUUAACUUGGGAUUAAAAAUGAGCAUAAAAAAACAACCUGUAAUUUGGGGCUGUCACAUCAAAUACAUAACCUUCAGCUGUAGUCCUGCAUGCAUGUUCAAGCACACUCCAGACCUUUCUCCUUUUUUUCUUUUUUGGAGCAAAUAAAAAAUUCAGAGAUAAGCACAACUCUGCCACCCAGUCUCAGUCAGCCUCAGGUGGCUCCUCCACCCCCCCUCCCGUGCACUGCCAGAGAGAAAAAAGCCACACUUUCUCAGUUAAAUGUGUUUGUCUCUCAGUCCUCCACCAAUUUCAAAGUCUCUCUCUUUCUCUUUGUCUUUUCACUCCUUCUCGCAUCUUUUUUUCCAUUGCCAUUAAUGCUGAAUUCUUCUGCUUGAUUUUUCAUUGUUAUUCUUGUUCUGCCUUUAAUUGGUAACAUCAUUAGUACAUUUGACAAAAAAAAACAAACAAAAAAAAAACAUAAGGAUUGUUCUUUGGGGCCACAGCCCACUAAUGCACACUCUAUCGCUCAUCGGUGCCACUGUGUGGCUGCAAGAAGCAAACGCAGCCAAAGGAAGUGGCUUCAAAUAUUUCCGAACAAUUUAUUCGCCAGAAGAAAGAAUCUGGAAACUCUCUGGUCAUGUUCAGCUGGACACUAAGAGGCUUUGCAUGGAGAAGAGCCUAAUUUGGCUCUACAAGGUAACUUAUGUCAGCCAGAUCAGACCAUUAUAUCUACAUAUAACACAGCCUGCAUAAAUCUGUAUAGACACAAAGAUGUGCACAUAAACAAAUGUAUCGUUUUUGCAAUGUAUAUCACAAAUUAUGACAAAGAUUAUCAAAAACUAUGGUGGGCACUGCACUGUAAAGUCUAUAGAUGUCAUACUAAAAGCAAUGUGACACCUGUCAUGUAAAAUACAUGCAAGUGAAUGCUGUUAAUAAUGACCACUGUAUGUGUGAAUAUGAUGCCAAUGCUGUACAUCAUUCACUGGCUGUGCCAUCCAAUGUGAAUUCACUGAAAUGUAAGAAUUAGUAGAAACUUUGACUAUAUUGAGACUGGCUGCUAUCAUGGUCAUAUUUUCACUGUGUUUGAUGAAUUUAUCAUUGUUGUUGUCUGCUGGAAUCACAUUGCAGCAUUGUUUGGAGCCAUAAGAAACUGUUCAUCUUUCUUUGCUUCUUAUUUUGUAAAUUCUUUUCCCCAAAACACAAGAAACUUAAGCAAAAAUGUGUACAAGCUCCAGUUUGUCUGUGUCCAGCCUCUUUCUGAACAUUUAGACUUUUAUUACUGAUAUUAUUAUUAUUGUAUAUGCUCCCACUAUCGUAACCACCCUUAAGUGCGAUGUUUGGAUUGCUGCUGUAUGUGUGUGUGUGUAUUAACAUUGUAAUGCAAAUCGUUGGAAAAGGGGAUAUGAGAAAAGAGAAAAGAUAUUACUGGCUGUAUUUGUUGGAAAUAAGAUGUAUUUAUAUGAGUAAUCUUUGCUAAGAAUGGUGUUGUAAUUGUGGGUUUAAGGCAAUGGCAUGGAAUUUCAUGGAGGGUUUAGGGGUUAUUUAUUACUUAUUGUACUGUAUGUAUU
Messenger RNA from Melanotaenia boesemani (Boeseman's rainbowfish), 8027 nucleotides. It is a transcript of the gene myo10l1, whose product is annotated as myosin X, like 1. The record is from RefSeq and is a predicted model, not a curated record. The transcript has 43 exons. Gene Ontology annotation, cellular component: myosin complex; cytoskeleton. Gene Ontology annotation, biological process: signal transduction. The coding region runs from base 50 to 6283 and encodes 2077 amino acids. Lineage: Eukaryota; Metazoa; Chordata; Actinopteri; Atheriniformes; Melanotaeniidae. Gene Ontology annotation, molecular function: ATP binding; protein binding; cytoskeletal motor activity.